Molecule: messenger RNA, 6117 nt
Organism: Acanthochromis polyacanthus (spiny chromis)
Lineage: Eukaryota; Metazoa; Chordata; Actinopteri; Pomacentridae
Product: cilia- and flagella-associated protein 44
Exons: 35
Coding region: 100-5487 (1795 amino acids)
Molecular function (GO): protein binding
Source: RefSeq, a predicted model, not a curated record
AACACACUAAAACAGACUAGAGCUGAAAUUACAGCCAAAUCCAGAAGGUAGCAAACGUUAAAAUCAGUCGUUGUUAUCGUUUGACGUCAGUUGGCAAAAAUGUCCGAAGAAAACACAAUUUGUGUUGCUACAGAGGCUUCAGAGGAAAACACUGAAGGAUGUGAUUCUGGAGAGCCUGAGAUGCAGCAGGAGGCUGGAGGAGAACCUGAAAAACAGCAGCUUCCUGCAAACUUUUUCUACAAAUACGAGGAGCUUCACUCCAAACCGUCCAUCACAGCCGAGUCUGAAAUCCCAGAAAACCUCCUGCACCUCUCUCACUCCUUCGGUUACGACAGCAGCCGCAGAUCAAAUCUGAAGCUUCUGGAUGACAGAACUCUCAUGUUCGUAGCAGGAAACCUUCUGGUUCUUCUGGAUGUUUCCACCGAGGAGCAGAAAUAUCUGAGAUCCUGCAGCGGAGGAGGAAUCGGCUGCAUCGCGGUACACCCAAGCAGGAAGUACUUUGCCGUCGCAGAGAAAGGAAACCAGCCCAACAUCAUUGUGUAUGAAUAUCCUUCACUAAAACCGUACCGAAUCCUCAGAGGGGGCACAGAGCUCGAGUACAGCUUCGUGGACUUUAACCGUGACGGCGGCCUGCUGGCCAGCGUUGGAGGUUCACCCGACUACAUGCUGACACUGUGGGAGUGGAAACAGGAGGAGGUGAUGCUGAGCUGCAAAGCCGUUUCUCAGGACGUCUACAGAGUCGGCUUCUCUCCGUAUAACAAAGGACUGCUCACAUCCUCAGGAUCCGCACACAUCAAGUUCUGGAAAAUGGCUACCACAUUCACGGGUCUGAAGCUGCAAGGGGUUAUGGGGCAUUUUGGGAAAACUGUGGCAACAGACAUCGAGGGUUUCGUGGAGCUUCCUGAUGGAAAGGUGGUGUCCGGCACCGACUGGGGGAACCUGCUGCUGUGGGAUGGAAACACCAUCAAGGUGGAGAUUUGCUGUAAAGAUGGACGGAGCUGCCACACCGGGACGGUUCAGCCGUUCGCUUUGGAGGACGGACAGCUGAUGACGUUUGGUUCUGAUGGAGUGAUCCGGGGCUGGGACUUUGAGAAGAUCAACUCAGCCGACGGUAACGGCGCCAGCAGCAGGAUGGAGGUGGAGCCGACCAAUGAGAUGGUGGUCGGUCACAACGUCUGUCUGUCCUCGAUGGUCAGAAGCUCCACAACCGACUCCUUCAUCUGGUUCGCUCAGGAUUCCAGUGGAGCCAUCUGGAAACUGGACCUUUCAUUCACCAACACAAGUUCUGAUCCAGAGUGUCUGUUCUCCUUCCACUCCGGGUCGAUCCAAGGCCUGGAUGUGUCCAAGAAAUCCCACCUGAUGGCUACAACCACCCUGGACCGUUCAGUCAGAGUUUUUGACUUUGUGGCCAAAAGAGAAGUGACCAGCAGUCGCUUCAACCAGGGAGGAACUGCUCUCCGCUGGGCUCCACCGCUGGUGAACCAGACUGGAGGUUUACUGGCAGCAGGUUUUGAGGAUGGAGUGGUUCGAUUGCUGGAGCUCUACGCCGCUCAGAGGCUUCAUAUCACUGAAAGAAACCCCGAAGGAGAGUCCAAGCUGCGCCUCAAACAGGCCUUCAAACCCCACAAUGCUCCUGUAACCGCCGUCGCCUACGAGCGAAACGGAGAAAUCCUCGCCACCGGGAGUUCAGACUCCACCGUGUUCUUCUUCACCGUCGGAGGUAAAUACAACCCCAUCGGUUUCAUCCAUGUUCCGGGGCCGGUACAGGCGCUGGAGUGGUCGCCUCAUUCCCAUAGUGACAACCAGUUGCUGGUUUUGUGUCAGAACGGCCACGUAGUCGAAGUCCACAGUCCUGAUCCAGACACCCGGAAACCCCCAGAAACCUUCCAGCUGGUGGAUUUACCCAGAAGAUCCUUCAGGUUCAAGAGCAUCAAAUCCAGAAUCAAGAGAGAAGAGGAAAUCGCAAGACGUCAAGCUGUGAAGAAGAAACGGAGCGAAGAGAGACUGAAAGAACUGAAUCAGCAGGAAACAGAACAAGAGGAAGAAAAAGAUGAAGAAGAAGAAGAGGAGGAGGAGGAGGAGGAGGAGGAGGAGGAACUUCCACCCAUCUACAUCCCAGAUCCUCCAAGUCCUCUCUACUGUGGUUUCUAUUCACAGCCUGGGCAGUUCUGGCUCUCCAUGGGAGGCUUUGAUUCUGGUUAUCUGUACCACUGUAGGUUCUCUGAGAAUCAGGAUGAAGAUCCGAACCAGCGGCAGGAUGAACCUUUCGACUUCCUGUCCGUUCACAACGCAGACGACGACCCGAUUCGCUCCGUCACCUUCAGCUCCAACAGGCAGCUGCUGCUCUGUGGGAUGCAUUCAGGCUCCAUCAGGGUUUAUCCUCUGCAGCCGGGCGACCUCAGCCUCUCCUCCAUGGACGCCUGCUGGGCUCUGAGCGUCCACGACAACCACUACGGUCACCUGAGACACCUCCGCUGCAGCCACGACGACCUGUUCGUCCUGACGGCCGGAGACGACGGAAACAUCUUCUCCUUCAGCCUGCUGCCUCCAGAGGAGCUGCAGAGAAAGCUGCAGAGGAAGACGGCCAAAGUUCCUUCACCCAGGAUGGGUGUUGAAAAUGAGACACUAGCUCCAGAUAUUGAGGAUCCAGCAGCCUACAGCAUUGAGACAGCGAAACAGAAGCUGGAAAACGACCGUCUGCGUCGGGAGGCCGAGCUAAAGAUCGCAGAGAAGCAGAAGAAGUUUGCCGAGCUGCAGAAGAAGUUUAUACAAGUUCUGGACGACAACCAGAGUCUGCCGGAGCACGUUCGCCUGAAACCAGAGGAGCUGCAGCUGGACCGGCGUUUCUACGAACAGGCCGAGAGGCUGAAGGCUCAGCGGGCGAUGGAGGUCAGGAAGCAGUUUUCCUGGGAGCAGGAACACUGCAGCAUCGCACUCAGAAAACUGCAAAACCGGUUCAGAGAGUCUCUGCAGGUCACUGUAGUCGCCAUCCGAUCCGACCACAGAAUCUCCACCUACCGGCUGCCGACGUUCACUGAAACUUUAUCUCAUCAGAGUUCACCACGUCGACCUCACGGAGAAAGAGACGCUGCACCAGAACAUAGGAAAUCUAAAGCAGAACCUGCAAAAGACAGCAGCAGAAUAGAAGACGAGGAGGUGAUUCGGCCUCCGGUGGCUCGAACUGCGAGGAUGAAGCUGGGAGAUCGGCAGGAGGAGAGGCUCAGAAAGGCUGCAGAGAAAGCUGAACAAGCUCGAGCCAGAAUAGAGAAGAGGAAGCAGGAGUGGGAUCAGAUCUAUGCAGAGAAGCCAGACAAGGACUAUGAAGAUCCACGGGAUGUUCAGGCCAUCAGAGAAGCUCAGGAGAACAUCGGGGAUGUGAUGGUGGUGAAACAACCGAGAAUAAACACCGAGAGGAAGAAAGAGGAGCUGGUCGCCUUGGAGGAAAAUAUCCGUGAAAAGCAGCUGGAGAUGAACAAACAGAUAUUGGCGUUACGGGACUCCAAGGUUCUCCUGGUGUCUCGGCUGGAAGCUCAGAUGCAGCAGCUGCAGAAAGUCCAGCAGCGUCUGGAGGUUCAUCUCCACCGACCUCCACCCAUCCUGCCAAAACUAUCACCAGAGGAAACCCCAGAGGAGAAGCUCCACUGCAGCCGAGCCACGCUGGAGAAAUACCGGAUGCUGAAGGAGCAAAGCUACGGAGGAUUCAGACCAAAGUUGAAGAGCAUGGAACAGGAGGAUCAGGAUGGAGCUGUGAGUCUGUUGGAGCAGCUGGAGAAAGAAAUGAAGGAGGAGGAAGUAGAAGAAAAAGAGACACGAGAAGAAGACAUGAGUCUGUCACCUUUGGCUGAAACCGAAGAAGAAGAAGCUGUGAAUGAAGAUCUGAGUGAGCUGGAGGAGGAUCUGCAGAAGGAGGAGGAGAUCCGACUGCUGCAUGAGCAGAGCUCUCUGCUGGAGCAGAUGGAGAGAUCGGUUUGUGAGUUUGACUCUGAUCUCCAGUUGCUGCGUCACCAGAAGCAGCGUCUGGACUGUCGGCUGAAGUUGGCCGACCUCCGGCUGCUGACGCUCUUCCAGGAGAUGAUGCUCCUCAAGCAGUUUGAGAAGAGGGAUGGAAGUCUGCAGGAGAAACUCGAUGGAUAUGUGAAGGAGGAGAGCAGCAUCACGUCUAAGCUGCAGCAGUGUAACAAACAGCUGGAGGAGAAGAAGAGAGACAUAUUGAAGCUGCAAGAGAAAGAAAAGUCUCUGACUGCUGCCUUUCAGGCCUCGCUGGGGGAAAACAACAAGUUCGAAGAGUUUCUGACCAAAGUCUUCAAGAAGAAGGUCAAACGGGGGAAGAAGAACGAUCAGACAGGAAGUGAAGAAGAAGUGCAGGACAGGGAUGAAGACUCAGAUGAAGGCGAUGACUGGGAUGAUGAUUAUGACAGCGACGCUGAGGAAGCUGCUCUGGACGACAGGGUUUGUCCUGCAGGCUGUGAGCCAGAGUUGUUUGAGAACACGUUGCAGCUUCGUAAGCGUCGACUUGACAUAGAGGAACUUCUGGUGGAGGAGAAAAAGAUCGCAGAGGCUCUGAAGGGGGAGCGCGACACUUUGAUCAAGAAGGAGAAGUCAGUGAAGAGCAGUCGGACGGCGGUGGAUGACGACUUGGAGAUAAUCAACAAGGAGAAGCUGCAGAAAAUGAACGAACUGGAUGUGGUGGUUCCUCUCAGACUGCACCAGAUUGAGUUUGUCACUAAGGCCUGGAUACCGUCAGAUCUGAGUGAAGCAUUGGUGCUGGACAAGGCAGAAAUGAACAGGCUGCAGGAACGAAUCCAGGAGCUGCAGGCGGAUAAAAUCCAUCAGAAAGAGCUUUACCGUCAGGCUUGUCAACAGCAAGCCAAGCUCAUCCACGACCGCAAGGACAUGGCCGCCAAGAUCCAGAUGCUGGGGAAGCAGUGCAACGAGCUGAUGAUGACAAAGUUCGGGAAGCUGGUGGAUCUGGAGGCUCUGCAGAUGCUGUCGGGAAACAGGAGGCUGGAGGAACUGAAGCACGAAAAACUCCUCAAAGAAGCCGAAUACGCCAAAGAGAUCCAACAGUGGGAUGUGAAGGUGGAAGAGGCCCGUCAGAACCUGAUGGAGGUGACCAGGUGUAACACAGAACAGCUCCAAAAAGUGACGAGUCUCUUUGAACAGAAGAAGGAGCUGGAGCUUAAACUCAACGCCAGGCAGAAGAAAAUGGGCAAGCAGCAGUUCCAGAACCACAAGAGACACGGGGACCAGGAGGACAUCCAGAGGCUCCAGGAGCUGGUAAAAACACAAUCACAGCAGGCCCAGGCCCUCAGGAGAGAGAUCAGCCUCCUGUCUUGCAAAGGAGGCCACGUCUUGCCCCCAGACCAAACCCAACUGCCCCCUCUCGCCCCUCUACCCACCCCCAUGGGCAGCAUCCGCACUGGGAACCAGGGACCACACAAACAGCUUAAAGCACAACACUCAGCCAGCAGACAGGGAGCUAAUUAACUGUGGACCGAGGCAUGAGGAAUGCACAUACUUAUAUCAUGAAUGCUCAAUAAUAUCACUUGUUUUAGAAUCACCACUUGACUUUUUUGCAUCACCGUUCUCGGCUAAUUGGCAGAAUUGUAAAAGGGAUCUUGAAAUCAGAUCGGUGUAACUGUAAAGAGAUUUGAUUGGACACACAAUCAAAAUCAUGAAAUGUACUGUUUUUCCUCGAGAUGCAUACAGUUAUUUUGUGUUUUCCUUCUAAGAAUCACUGUAGUUGGUGAAUGAAAUGUUCAAAGAACGUGUUUUCCUGGACACAUACAAAGAUCAUACAUGAACCCAAAACAACCGUGAAGAAAAAAUGACAGAUUGAUUUUUUUGCUCUCUGUCCCACCGGACUGUGGCUUCAUCACCACUUCACUUGCUCCCUCGUAGAAACCCCACAGUGACUUCCAGGCUUGAACACUUGACAAUAUUGGGAAAGAGUGCAGACAGAUCUUCUUAUUACCCUGAAGAAACACGCCAUGUUAAGAGAUUUAAUGGGGAAACUUGAACACAAGAUCUCAAUCUACAUGAGCUGGUCAGUGAGAUACCAGACUUGGACAUGUGGCCUGUGAUUUCUGCACUGGAAUAAAUGUAUUCCCGGUCUCA